Molecule: messenger RNA, 4270 nt
Organism: Dicentrarchus labrax (European seabass)
Lineage: Eukaryota; Metazoa; Chordata; Actinopteri; Moronidae
Gene: smg8
Product: SMG8 nonsense mediated mRNA decay factor
Exons: 5
Coding region: 167-2962 (931 amino acids)
Biological process (GO): nuclear-transcribed mRNA catabolic process, nonsense-mediated decay
Source: RefSeq, a predicted model, not a curated record
UAAAAUAUAAUAAAAUCAAACACAUAAUAAAAUAAAAUAAAAAUAUAAAACUUCCACCUGUGGAUGAACCAGAAAUGUUGAACAUCGGACAUUUUAAGUUGACGCACCCGGGCAUAAACCCCCGGAAGUAGGUGCGUCGUUGUUUUCCUUCCCCGGAGAGUUCACCAUGAAGGAAUCGAACCUGUGUCUCCCGGUGAGCGUCGCGGCUCUGCUCCAGGCGGCCCUGCAGGAGGACGCCGCCGCCGCCCGGGACGACGGCCUGUGUGUGGUCGGUAUCUUCGGUAAGAGCUGCCUCCAGUCCGGCCCCCCCAAAGAGUCCCUCACCAACUCCCUGACGGACAAACACAUCUUCUCCCUGUUCGGGUCCACGGAGGCCGGGUCCACGGAGGCCGGGUCCACGGAGGCCGGGUCCGCAGACAGCCACAUCCAGGCGCUGUACAGCCAGGAGAACCGGGUCCUGUACCUGCUGCUGUCCUCCGUGGCCGACAGCCGGCAGCUGCUGCGGGCCUGCCGCUCCCUGAGCGCCGCGGACGGACACUCGGACGCGCACGACUUCUGGAAGAACCUGGACCGACAGCACUGCCUGCACCUGCUCUACCUGUUCUCCGUGUGCCACGUGCUCCUGCUCGUGCACCCGAACCACACCUUCGAUGUGGCCUACGACCGGUUGUUCCGAGCCCUGGACGCCCUGAGGCAGAAGGUGCUGCCUCUGAUCCGGGCCGCCAUCAAAGACUGUCCGGUGUCCAAAGAGUGGAAGGUGAACUGUCGACCCUGCCCCCCCAGACUGCUCUUCGUCUUCCAGAUGAACGGAUCUAUGAAGAUUUCUGGGAACGGUUCCGACUCCGGAGGAAACCCCGACAAACCCAAGAAGCACUCCCCCAGGAGGAGGCUGCAGCACGCCCUGGAGGACCAGAUCUAUCGGAUCUUCCGUAAGAGCCGCGUCCUCACCAACCAGAGCAGCAACUGCUUGUUCACCGUGCCCGCCAACCAGGCGUUCGUGUACGUGAUCCCGACGAUGGAGGAGGACCCCGUGGGCGCCUUGCUGGGUCAGCUGCGGUCCAACUGCGUCCUCUGCGAGCAGGACACCACCGUGCCGGUGUCGGGGCCGAGGCGUUACCAGCAGAUGAGACGUUCGGCUCGGCAGUCCGGCUUCGACUGCGGCGGCCUGUCGAUGGGCGGUCAGCUGGUGGACUGCAGCCUGAAGGAGUUCCUCUGGCAGCACGUAGAACUGGUCCUGACCAAGAAGGGCUUCGACGACAGCGUCGGACGCAACCCGCAGCCGUCGCACUUUGAGCUGCCGACCUACUCCAAGUGGGUCCAGGUCGCCGCCAGACUCCACCAAGUCCUAAUUACCAACACGGAGGAGGAAACCGCUGAGCUGGCCACCAAAGUGCAAGGCCAGCUGAAGGUUUUGGAGGGUUUUCUCGAUGCGGACACAAAGUUCUCAGAGAACCGGUGCCAGAAAGCUCUGCCGCUGGCUCACAGCGCGUACCAGUCCAACCUUCCCCACAACUACACCACCACGGUGCACAAGAACCAGCUGGCUCAGGCUCUGCGCGUGUACAGCCAGCACGCCCGGGGGGUGGCGUUCCAGCGCUACGCUCUGCAGCUGCACGAGGACUGCUACAAGUUCUGGAGCAACGGGCACCAGCUGUGUGAGGAGAGGAGCCUCACUGACCAACACUGUGUGCACAAGUUCCACCUGCUGCCUCAACCAGGAGAGAAGCCGGACGUGGACCGCAACCCGCCCGUCCUGAACCACAACAGCAGGGGGCGCUCCACCAGCUCCUGUAACUGCGGCAGGAAACAGGCUCCUCGUGAGGAUCCGUUUGACAUCCAGGCUGCCAAUUAUGAAUUCUUCCAGAUGCUGGAGGAGAAAUGCUGCGGGAAGCUGGAGAGGAUCGACUUUCCGGUGUUCCAGCCCAGCACUCCCGACCCGGCGCCGGCCUCCAACCAAGCUCAGCGGCUCCCAUCUGAGGCGUCGGGGUCUGGUGAGGCCGAGAGGCUGAAGGAGCCGAGCACCGCCCAGAGCCACACGCCCGGAGACACCAGCCUCAGCCUGGCUCUCAGUCUGGGCCAGUCCACGGACAGCCUGGGGCCCUACGCGGACGGAGACGGAACCGAAACCCAAGUCCAGCAAAAGAGACCGAGCCUCGUAGACCGCCAGCCCUCCACUGUGGAGUACCUCCCGGGUAUGAUGCACUCCGGCUGCCCCAAGGGCCUCUUGCCAAAGUUCUCCAGCUGGUCUCUGGUCAAACUGGGCCCGGCCAAGUCGUACAACUGCCACACCGGCCUGGAACAGCCGGGCUUCCUACCCGGCUCCUCCUUCCUCCUGCCGUGGGACUUGGUGAUCCGCUCCCGGUCGGAGGAGGACGCGGGGCUGACGGAGCCGCUGGACGGAGGCACCUCCUCGUGGCCAGCGCCCAACAAGAACCUGGUGGGGAAGCGAGGGAGCACCGGAGGGCUCGGUAGGAGCCGCAGGAGGGACGACAUGGCUCGGGUCUUUGUAGGGUUUGAGUAUGAAGACAGCAGAGGAAGACGCUUCAUCAGCUGCGGGCCGGAUAAGAUAGUGAAGGUUCUGGGGCCAGGCGGCGCCAAAGACUCCGCCACCCGGGUGCUGAACACCGACAUGCCGCUGUACAUCCCCUCCCCCUCGCAGGGCCGCAGCCUGAAGCCUCACUUCGCCCAGCUGGCUCGCCUUUACGUCGUGGUGCCUGACGCCCCGCUGGAGGUCACCCUCAACCCACAGGUGCAGCCCGGUCUUCCUCCCUGCCCGGUCUUCCACCCGGAGAAGACCGAUUUAGUGUUGCCGGCUGACGGCCUUUGGGUGCUGCGGUUCCCGUAUUCCUACGCCACGGACCGCGGCCCCUGCUACCCCCCCAAAGAGAACCAACCGCUCAACAACUACAAGGUCCUGCGAGGCAUCUUGAAGGCCACCACCGCCAACCCCCCGCCGCAGUGAACAGUGCGAAGGACUUCCUGGACCCUUAUUCUCUUAUUUAUUUACAUUUUGUUUUGUCAGUCGAACCCAAAACCUUUCAGACCGGCCCCCGACCGACACUUUGCUCCAUGAUAAUGACGUUCAGGGUUCCUGGAAUACCUGGAAAUUAAUUAAAAUGACCAAACAUCCUGGAAAUGAAUCACUUUGUUUUGUUGUUGUGGUUGAUAAUUGUUAAUCAGGAACUCUUAAACUACUUUCUGACUUUAUUUUAAUGACCUGAAGGGUAAGAAGAUUAAUUUUCUGUAAAAUAAAGUUAAUUCUAUUUGAUUUGAGCUGUUAAAUGUGCGACCAGAGAACCACGAAAACCCAUAAAUGACCACCACUGUGAGCCGGAGCUGUCCUGUAUUGUCAGAAAAAGGAGAAAAAACUCCUGGAAGGUCCUGGAAAGGUCUUGGAACGGUCCUGGAGAAUGAUUUCUUAAUGAAAGUGGGAACCCUGACAUCCUAUAACAACCUCCAAUCUUUACAUUUUUAGCUCUGGAAGUGAUACAAUCAUCCGUUUUGGCUUCAGUUCUAACAUUUGUGAGGCUUCAUAAGUUCUUAUCAGAUGGUCCAACAGCUUCACACCCCCCCCCCCACACACACACACACACACACACACACACACACACACACACACACACACACACACACACACACAACUUUCCGAUGUCAGUUUCUUUUUCCGAAAACCAACAAUCUGACUUUCACGCCCACUCCUCAACGUGAUUGGCCAGCUGUGCGGAGGCGAGGGAAGCGAGCAGGAUGUGAACUUCUCUUCAACUCUCCAGACAAAUAUUUCUGUCACUUUUAAACAAACUAGUGCGAAACGCUGAACGUCUGCCAGCAGAGAAACUGAUCCAGGAGCACUUUAAAUCCCCGUUAGACAUUUAUAUAGACUUUAAUAAAUGGUUUUUAACACACUGGAAUGUAUUUGUAUGACGAUUUCUAUUCUGUGUUCAUAUGAUGGAGACAAAUAAGGUGAUUUAUUUACUUCAACAGACGUUAAAACUUCCUCUUUUCUGUUUUCAUUUUCAAAACCAACAUUUUGAUGUUAAGCUUCCUGAUUCUUUAACUGCUGACUUUGAGAUACAAAGUCAUUAUUUUGAGCAUGUUUUCUCGUUAUAAUAGUGAUAAUGAAAUUGGUUUAUUCCACAUGAAAGAAAAUCCUCCAGGUGGAUGUUUAGACAAUGUGAGUUACACUGUUUGUCCACCAGGUGGAGUUGGACUCCUACAAAGAGAUUAUUGAACUGUUUUAUUCCCUAUAAUAAAGGUUAUUGUGUCAGAAUUA